Messenger RNA from Colias croceus (clouded yellow), 994 nucleotides. RefSeq names its product deoxynucleotidyltransferase terminal-interacting protein 2. Lineage: Eukaryota; Metazoa; Arthropoda; Insecta; Lepidoptera; Pieridae. Gene Ontology annotation, molecular function: RNA binding. The record is from RefSeq and is a predicted model, not a curated record. The coding region runs from base 120 to 980 and encodes 286 amino acids. Gene Ontology annotation, biological process: RNA processing. The transcript has 4 exons. Gene Ontology annotation, cellular component: nucleolus.
UGUCACCGUUGAUACACUAGAAAAUAGAAAUUAUAGACUAUCGCACAUGUUCAUAUUUUUAUUUAUAAAGCUAAUGUAGUUUUUACAACGUUGUACGUAAAUAUUUAGGACAAGGCAUAAUGGAUUUUAUUGUGGAUACCGUGGGCGAUGAAGACCUUCAAGACAAAUCGGAGUUACUGAAAAAAGAUGAAAUACUUUUCAUAGAUAAAGAAAAGAAGACUGAAGCCAUUUUAGAUUUAUUUGAUAAGAAGAAAGCAGAAUUAGACGAGCAAGUUGCAAGAGAAGAAGCUAUCGAAAUAAAGCUUAAAAAUUUGAAAAUUGAUCAAUUAUUUGAUGAUUUCUUCAAUGACAUGAUGUGGACAAAUUCUCUACUAGCGGUAAAAAAGACAAAACCGGUUUUAUUUCAAUUCGAUCAAUUGGACAAAGAGACAGGAAAGCUUAAGUCAAAAAUUGGUUCUGUAGAUGUUGAAAAAGAGAUGAAGAAGUCGGUUCUUCAGCCUGGUAUUGAAAAAGAACAUUCACUACCAAAGUAUAAUGUUAGUGAAAAGAAGUUGAGGUCACUUAGGAAGCAAGAAAGAUUGAAGACCAAGGGUCCAGGCUGGUUUAACAUGCCCGCUCCUGAGAUAACAACAGAACUGAAGAAUGACCUCAGAUUAUUGAAGAUGAGGUCUGCGUUGGAUCCAAAACGUUUCUACAAGAAGAAUGAUAUGGAAGUCCUGCCUAAAUACUUCCAGGUUGGUCGUAUCAUGGACUCACCUUUAGAUCACGUCAAUGAAAGGUUAACCAGAAAAGAAAGGAAGAGAACAAUGGUCGACGAGCUUCUAGCAGACGCACAGAUUCAGAAGUAUAAUAAGAAGAAAUAUAAAGAAAUAAUAGACGAAAAGAGAAAGACACAAUACAAGACAUUCAUGAAGGAUAAGAGAAAGAAGAAUAAAGCGGAACUUAAAAAGAGUAAAGCUAAAGUUAAGAAGAGUAAAUAAAUUGUGUUGAUGUA